This is a messenger RNA of Cyclocybe aegerita, 951 nucleotides long. The record is from the annotation of a GenBank genome assembly. NCBI's taxonomy places the organism in Eukaryota, Fungi, Basidiomycota, Agaricomycetes, Agaricales, Hemipholiotaceae.
AUGCAGCCUUUAGCAUCAUCCUCCGGAUCCAAAACGAGGCGGUUCAUCCCCAUUGCCCCUGCCCUUCCCAACGGUUUACGAGAUGUCCUUUCCCAAUCAUCGAUGUCAUUACCUGCUGAUGCUCGGCAGAGAGUGGACUCGCUGCUAAAUCCUUGCACUUGCAAGAGUGUUUGGAAGUGCAAAUGCGGGCAGACUACAGCCUCCGGGCCAUCUGUUCCUGAAAGCCCAGCUUCCGAAUCAGUCGGUGGUCUCUCAACGCUCACCCAAGCUGCUGCAAUGUGUUGCGCCUCCUCUCCGGCCGCUACCUCUGUUUCGCGUUUGGCGCAAUCCCUUCCCGCGAAGAAAUCCAUCAGCAGACCCCGCCCACGCCCCGAAAGUCCGCACUUCCCAUCCAGCAAACGACAGAAGCACGAUGUAACGUACUCCGUUCCCUCGCAAGGACCGGACCUACCUCCGAUCCUCUAUGGACAAGCCUCGCCGCCCUCGUCCUCGAUUUCAACUCCGAUGCCCGAAUUUACAUUCAUGCCUCCAAUGAGCCAAAUCACCUCUCUUGCUGGUUCUGGGUGCACUUGUGGCGUUGAAUGUGCCUGCCCGGGGUGUGUCGAGCAUCGCGGGCUGGGCCACACCAGUCACGACCACAGAGAUUGCGCAGAAGGAUGCGGCACUUGCAUUGACCGUACUCUCGGGAUUGCGCUGCCUUCCACCAGCUCCUCGCAAGAGACGAGCACGAGCUUCCUUGAUCGCUUCUUUGCCAGAGCGGCAGCCCUUCCGCCCCCUCCAGCCCAUCGCAAAAUGUCCUCAAUCCACCUGGACCCCAUGAAUACGACCGUUUACACCAAUGCCUUAACCUUCCCAAGCUGGAGUGCUGCGGUGACACCCAGCCGAAGGGGCAGCGAUCCCAAUGGAAACUACACCUCCAGCUCCAGUGUUACGAAGUUGCUGUGCUGGUAA